Trichogramma pretiosum is the source of this 3514-nucleotide messenger RNA. RefSeq lists its product as uncharacterized. Bases 2307 to 2930 code for a protein of 207 amino acids. The record is from RefSeq and is a predicted model, not a curated record. Lineage: Eukaryota; Metazoa; Arthropoda; Insecta; Hymenoptera; Trichogrammatidae. The transcript is spliced from 3 exons.
UCAGAAAUGAGAAGAAAACAUUUUUUUUCAAAUUUUCUGCGUUAUUUUGAACUAAAUGUGACGAACUCGAGUACAUAAUUAUCAAUAUUAGUAUAUUUUAGUAGCUACUUAAUAUUGAGUUAUUUUUUCAGCUCCGAUCUGCUCUCUUUUAAAUUUCCAGCAAGUGAGCUCUCGUUUCGAAUGAUUUUUGAGAGUUGACCCCGUUAUAACGGCACGAUAAAUAUGAAUUGUAUCCAGAAAACAUAGACACAAUUCCACUUUAGUACUGUAGCGGUUCGUAGUUGAUACAAUAGGCUCACGCCCAAUGAAGAAAAUAUUUCAUACCUUUUAUAUUUCACUUGCAACAUUCUGGUCAGAUAUGUUUGAAAUUUUACAUAUAGGUCAUUUUUUUAGAGAACGAAAAACUUUUACAAUUUAGAUCUAAUAUUACCUUGCUGAUACGAAGCCUACAAUUUUGGAAAUUAUAGAAAGUACUCAAUCAUAGAUCAAUAUUCAGUUUUACAGAUUUCUUCAUUUUCGAGCAUGUUUCGACCUAGUUUCAGUAUAUACGAUUUUGAAGCAUUUUCAAUAGAAAUUGAAAAACUUUUUAGUACAAACAUUUUUAGGCUUACAGCCAAAGACAUCUGCAGAAAAUUUCAAUGCAACAAAAUUUUGAGUAAAGAAAAAAACAUUCAUCGAUAAUAUAAAAAUUUUCAUAGCCUUGGUAGUACCGAUGCUGCUUUGUUGCUCUGCAAGAGACAUCUAUCGUAAGAAAUGAGCACUUUCUUAAUUGUAUGCCACAUUUAAACACAAAAAGAAAAGAUUAUAUAAAUUGUGUCUUUGUGUCUAUUAACCAAACGGUAAGUUUAUAAAAAUCAUGAAAUUUAGAAUGAGUAAAAUGAGGCUAAUACGAAAAAUGGUACACGUUAAAAAUCUCUAAUGUUCAGCUUAUCAAACAAAAUCAUAAAUUUUUACCAAUAGCAGAUAUCAAAGCCUAAUAGUUACCAAUUGAGCUUAAAACUUUAUCGUUACAGAUUAUUCUUGAAUUUCUUUUAUGUUUUGGAUAUUAAUAUUUUUAUUCUGUUAUCGUGGUUCUCAACAAAAAUUACUAGUAAAUAAAUUCGAUUGAAAAAAUACAUUUUCUGAAAGUACGAAAUAAAUUGUACACCCGAAGAAUUAUACAAAAAAAGCGCCAGACACAAAUAAAUACGCGAUGUAUAUAACAUCUCAAAAAGUUUCAAUUUCACGGAAAAGUUAAUUACAUUUCAAUUGUAACGCAAAAUCAAUAAAUAAAUGAAAUUGCUAAUUUAAAAUUAUUUGUGAUUAAAUAGAGAUUUGAAGUAUUUGAAGUCGUUCAAUGUUCUGUUGACACACCCAACAAGCGCGUAUUCUUGAACCUAUUAGUUGAUUCAGAGUUUACUUUUUUUCAAACGGUCAUGUAAUAGUACAAAAUUAUAAAGUAUGGACGGAAAUAAUCUUUUUUGUAAUAUCAUUUACAUUUGUUAAACAUUUUUCUGAAAUUGAGAAUGACCGAUAACAAAAGGACAAAUGCUUUAGUGUUUUCAACUUAGAAACAGUCAACAAAAUCAGCAACUUAUUUAUUGUUAUGACAUUUGCGCAUUGACAAGUUUGAAAAGAUGAAUAAAUUACAAAUUUCAUGAAUCCUUCUGCCACCUGUUGACUCUGGACAAGAAGGCAAAAAAAAACCUAUUCAUUUAUUACUUUGUGACUUAUUUCUGCGUAAUAAUGAAGGCAGAAUUAGAAAGCAAGCGUGAGCCGCAUAUGCAACAUACAAGUGGAACGCAAAUAGCUCGUGGGAAAAGUCGCGUACAUAAUAAUAUUCAACCGUGUGAGUGUUUUGUCAUGCCAUUCAGAUGCAAGAUACGUACUGAUUAUUGCAGCGGCGGUAUUUCAUUUUUUCAUUAACGUUUCGUUCGUAAUACCGGUAUAAAUAGAUAUACACACCAUUGUGCUAAUGGCGAGGCACGUUUUUACAAUAAAAAGAUAGACUUGUUGAUUUUCUAGGAUGUAGGUGAUGUUGUUACCUCAGCACUGUCGUAUACAUGGUAGGGAUGACAUGUUUCGUUAGUACACGGCAUAAGCUCCAAGCAGGUACUUCUUAUACAAAAAAUGUUUAGUACAAGCUCGAGCUCUAGUGAUAAUGAGUAAAAGAGUUUCAGUUGUGAGCAGUAGCGUGGACACUCGCGGGAGGAAAAAACGUUAAAAUCCCCGCAUUUGAUGUAUAAAUUGAAAAAAAAAAGUUUUAAAAAAAGUUUUCGGAAAACAACGACUUCGAUUUUUUUUGCGGGCGCAAGUGGCAUAAUAAAAUGGUUAGAUCGUAUAAAAGAAAAACAAAUCGGGUCUCCACGCCUCGGAAUAUUAUAGUGCUUGCCAUGAAGCAAGUAAAAUUCGAAGGGUGCACUAUGCGCCAUGCUGCUGCGGAAUUUGGUAUUCCCUUGAGUAGUUUGAGUAGAUAUUGCGCUCAAAUGAAUAUUAAAUCUCAAAAAGAAAUUCCAGAAAAUGAAAUCACUAUUGGAUAUUGCAGACCGAGAGCGGUGUUUUCAAUGGUACAAGAGUCCAAUUUAGCUCAGCACGUCAAAAAGUCAUUGAGAGUACAAUCCCGAUUAUCAUCUGUGAAAAUUCGUAGAUUAGCUUAUGAAUAUGCCACUGCUCUUGGACUAAAUUUACCGACCAACUGGAAAAAAGAUUAUAUGGCAGGACGUGACUGGUUAAUGGGAUUUUUGAAAAGACAUGGAUUGAAGACCAUUUCUAACUUAGGAAACGAUACAUCAACAAACGCAGAUGAAUUGACACUCAUAUUUAACGAUUUGAGUUAUAUAGAACAAGUUGACGUUGAUCUAGAAGAUAUCGAAUUAGCAGAAUCACUUAUGCAAGAUGAAAUGAUUGAAAAUAUAAAAAUCGACGAAUUGUUGAGUCAAUUUAUGUGUUAGUUUAAUUUUUUAAUUCCAGUUGAUAUAAGUUUUAAUUUAUAAAUGCUAGUACGAAUUAUGUCAAGUUUCCGAUAAAUAGUGCAUUUUAUUCGUAAUACUUAUAAAUCAUUACAGGAUCAAUUGAUAUGUGCCAUUUUGCUAUACGCGAGUAGUUUAUUUUUAUAAAACUUUAUAUCUUCAUGACAAACCGAUGCAUGUUAAAACAUAUAGAAGUGUGUUAUUCUUGUAUAUUACAUAAUUAUUCUAAAGAGCUGCCAACGUCGUUUUUUAUUUCUUAUACAACGAAUAUUGGAUCCACAAAGCUCAUUAUUUCAUUUUUCAAUUUGAUGCAUAUAUACUUAAUAUUUAUAAUGCUCAACAUUUUAAAAUAACUGAUACGUAUGAAUCUAUACUGUUAAGUAAUAUAUGAAAAAGGACAUAACUAUUGUCAACUACUAUUGUGAAUAAUUUAAAUGAAGUAUAUGAUCAUAUAUUUAAACUAAAGACAGACCGGUGUGUAUUGGCCCACCGUUCUGACUCCCGAUUACUUAUGAAAACUCGCUGUACUCUAUUUACUUAUUGUCCCUUUUAUGUAAAACGACAGA